ACGCCCGAGGAGCGCGGGAUGCGUUUGGAUGAGGGCCCACAGGCGCCGAGCUUCUGUGCAGGAGAAACUUUUAGGGAUAUAUUCGAGAAAGUAUGCACCCUAAGAAACUCUGAAUUUCCAAGUUUGAAGUGUGAGAAACUACGGCUUUGCCCUAUUCAAAGAUGGCGGCGCAGCGUUUCUGACUGUUUCGCUUUUACUCGUCAGCCAGAGAAGCGCGCUCUGAUUGGCUAGAACAUGGCGCCGUAGAAUGACGUAUUGGAGCACUGACCAAUCGACUGUGAGCUGAGGUGGACUUGGUGGUGGAAGCCAGAGCCGAGUUCUGGGUGUCCGUGGGGCGCGGAAGACUCUGUCCAGUUUCUUCUUAGACUAUGGCAACAUAUCUGGAGUUCAUUCAGCAGAAUGAAGAACGAGAUGGCGUGCGUUUCAGUUGGAAUGUGUGGCCUUCUAGCCGCCUUGAAGCCACAAGGAUGGUUGUGCCCUUGGCUUGUCUCCUCACUCCUCUGAAGGAACGCCCAGACCUCCCUCCUGUGCAGUACGAACCUGUGCUUUGCAGCAGGCCGACCUGCAAAGCUAUUCUCAAUCCCCUGUGUCAAGUUGAUUAUCGAGCAAAACUUUGGGCUUGCAAUUUCUGUUUUCAAAGAAAUCAGUUCCCUCCAGCAUAUACAGGCAUAUCGGAGAUGAAUCAGCCUGCUGAAUUGAUGCCUCAGUUUUCAACAAUUGAGUACAUGAUCCAGCGAGGUGCUCGAACCCCUCUGAUCUUUCUCUAUGUGGUUGACACAUGUUUGGAGGAAGAUGACCUUCAAGCACUCAAGGAGUCCCUGCAGAUGUCCUUGAGUCUCCUUCCCCCGGAUGCUCUGGUUGGUCUUAUCACUUUUGGGAGGAUGGUGCAGGUUCACGAGCUAAGCUGUGAAGGAAUCUCCAAGAGUUAUGUCUUCCGAGGGACCAAGGAUUUAACUGCCAAGCAAAUACAGGAUAUGCUGGGCCUGACCAAGUCAGCUAUGCCCAUGCAGCAAGUGAGACCUGCUCAACCUCAGGAGCAGCCUUUUGUUUCCAGCAGAUUUCUGCAGCCCGUUCAUAAGAUUGACAUGAACCUCACAGAUCUUCUCGGGGAGCUGCAGAGGGACCCAUGGCCAGUAACUCAGGGGAAGAGACCUCUGCGAUCCACUGGCGUUGCUUUGUCCAUUGCUGUUGGCUUGUUGGAGGGCACUUUUCCCAACACUGGCGCCCGGAUCAUGCUGUUCACUGGAGGCCCUCCCACCCAAGGACCUGGCAUGGUGGUUGGAGAUGAACUGAAGACUCCUAUCCGCUCCUGGCACGACAUUGAAAAAGAUAAUGCACGGUUCAUGAAAAAGGCAACCAAGCAUUAUGAGAUGCUGGCUAAUCGGACUGCGACAAACGGUCACUGCAUUGAUAUUUAUGCUUGUGCCCUUGAUCAAACUGGACUUCUGGAGAUGAAGUGCUGUCCGAAUCUUACAGGAGGCCACAUGGUGAUGGGAGACUCUUUCAACACUUCUCUUUUCAAGCAGACAUUCCAAAGAAUUUUUAGUAAAGACUUCAACGGAGAUUUCAGAAUGGCGUUUGGUGCUACAUUGGAUGUAAAGACCUCUCGGGAACUGAAGAUUGCAGGAGCUAUCGGUCCAUGUGUAUCUCUGAAUGUGAAAGGACCAUGUGUGUCAGAAAAUGAGCUUGGUGUUGGUGGCACAAGUCAGUGGAAAAUCUGUGGCCUAGAUCCCACGUCUACUCUUGGCAUCUACUUUGAAGUUGUCAAUCAGCACAAUGCUCCAAUUCCCCAGGGAGGCAGAGGUGCCAUCCAGUUCGUCACACAGUAUCAGCAUUCCAGCACUCAGAAGCGCAUUCGAGUGACCACCAUUGCCCGCAAUUGGGCAGAUGCACAGAGUCAGCUGAGGCACAUAGAAGCAGCAUUUGACCAGGAGGCUGCAGCAGUCUUGAUGGCGCGGCUUGGAGUGUUCCGGGCAGAGUCCGAGGAGGGACCUGAUGUGCUCCGCUGGCUGGAUCGACAACUCAUCCGACUGUGUCAGAAGUUUGGGCAGUAUAACAAAGAAGACCCCACGUCUUUCAGAUUGUCAGACUCUUUUUCUCUGUAUCCUCAGUUCAUGUUUCAUCUGAGAAGAUCUCCAUUUCUUCAAGUGUUUAACAACAGUCCUGAUGAGUCCUCCUAUUAUAGACACCAUUUUGCCAGGCAGGAUCUGACUCAGUCCCUCAUCAUGAUCCAGCCCAUUCUCUACUCUUACUCCUUCCAUGGACCACCAGAGCCUGUACUCCUGGACAGCAGCAGCAUUCUAGCUGACCGAAUUCUGCUGAUGGAUACUUUCUUCCAAAUUGUCAUUUAUCUUGGUGAGACCAUAGCCCAGUGGCGGAAAGCUGGAUACCAGGACAUGCCUGAGUAUGAAAACUUCAAGCACCUUCUGCAGGCACCACUGGAUGAUGCGCAGGAGAUCCUGCAAGCACGCUUCCCAAUGCCGCGUUAUAUCAACACAGAGCACGGUGGCAGUCAGGCUCGAUUCCUGUUGUCUAAAGUUAACCCAUCUCAGACACACAAUAACUUGUAUGCUUGGGGACAGGAAACUGGAGCACCCAUCCUGACGGAUGAUGUCAGCCUGCAGGUGUUCAUGGAUCACUUGAAGAAGCUGGCUGUGUCCAGUGCCUCUUAAACUGACAGUGCAGCCCGGCAGUGGAGGACAGCACUGUCAGAUUCUGCUCACACUGUUGAUAUCACCUUAGCAACAUUCCUUUCACCUUUCUGGAAGAUUCUAAUAAAUAACCCAAGGAAUUUUUUUAUAUGUAUGUCUUCAGGUUAUAAUAUGUCUUCAGGUUAUAAUUUAUUUGUGUUCCUUCUCUGCCUGUUUUCCUACACAUGAAAUUGUAUAAGGUCAUACAUGUUCUGCUAAUUGUAGAUGUUUACUUACUUUUUGUACCUUAAUGUUUUAGAGUCUUUAUAAAAUCAGAGUUUAUGUAUUUUUGGCUGCUUAAGUGAGCCUUAAUGAUCAUAAAGGAAAUAAAUCUGGAUGAGAAGACCAUUGGCCAAAAUAAUCAUGCAGAUUUUAUCUGUGUGUGUGUGUGUGUGUGUGUGUGUGUGUGUGUGUGUGUGUGUGUGUGUGUAUGUGUGUGAGGGGGGGGGGAGGAUGUAUGUAUCUUGGGGGUGUUCCUCAAGGGCUAUUUUCUGACUUUGAUCUUCAUUCAUCAUCUAAAUGUUAAGGAACUAUUGUAUGAAAUGUGUGAAGCAAGAUCUUUGUCGGUGUGGUUUGCAGGGCACAUCCCUGAUUCACUGGUCACUGCCGUAUCAACAGUCCAGCCCAGGUGGACCUCAAGAGAUGGCUGAUGGGCCUAAGACGCUUCAACGGAGUAAUGCUACAUUUGUCCUGACACCAAACAAACUACCUGGAAUGAGUUCUGUUUUUAAUAAAAAAUUUUACACACACACACACACACACACACAAACACACAUAUAUAUAUAUAUAUAUGCUUCUAUGUAUAUGUGUGUGUCGCACACACAAAUAUGUCAAAACAAAAUCUUUAUCCUAAAGAGCUUAUACUAAAUAAAUACCCUCCAUUUCCUAAACCCAGGCCAGUUCUUCAGAAGUAACAGUGUGCCACCUUCUCUUCCAUGUGUUUUGUUGGUGAUGUAUUUGGUUUUAGCCACUGUCUUUCAGUUCCUGCUUUUGUUCCAUGAGGAUGUUAAGAAAUUCCUCCCUACCCUCCAGUUUUUGUUAGUUGUACUUUUACUUUUGUAUUAUCAAGACUUAUAUAAUGUAUGUUUUAACCUCUAGCCAUAAUUCUAUUUUUCAUGUGGAAGUUGAUUGUAAAAUCUAAAGAAAGCAUUUGUCCAGUUGUGAU
This is a messenger RNA of Peromyscus californicus insignis, 3855 nucleotides long. It is a transcript of the gene Sec23b, whose product is annotated as SEC23 homolog B, COPII coat complex component. NCBI's taxonomy places the organism in Eukaryota, Metazoa, Chordata, Mammalia, Rodentia, Cricetidae. The record is from RefSeq and is a predicted model, not a curated record. Gene Ontology annotation, biological process: COPII-coated vesicle cargo loading; intracellular protein transport; COPII-coated vesicle budding. The transcript is spliced from 20 exons. The coding region runs from base 369 to 2672 and encodes 767 amino acids. Gene Ontology annotation, molecular function: GTPase activator activity; zinc ion binding. Gene Ontology annotation, cellular component: COPII vesicle coat; endoplasmic reticulum exit site.